Messenger RNA from Tremella mesenterica DSM 1558, 823 nucleotides. RefSeq lists its product as uncharacterized. The transcript has 3 exons. Lineage: Eukaryota; Fungi; Basidiomycota; Tremellomycetes; Tremellales; Tremellaceae. The record is from RefSeq and is a predicted model, not a curated record. The annotation marks the transcript as partial.
CGAUGCUCACAUCCGUAUCUUGAAGCGCAGUCCUUCAAUCAAAAGCCCGUCUCCGUCGUCAUACCCCCGUAUCCGCUGUUAGCGGAUCGUCAAAAUCCCCUUUGCCAAGGUACUUUAACUUGGUCAACAAAGCCGUCCUUGCGAGGUGGUGGACUUUUCACGCUCGACUUUGACAGACGACCUGAGGAAAGGAUAGAUAGAGGUUAUGAAUGAGGGAGUGGCACAGCAAUCGCGUCCUGGAUGAUAGUAGUGAUAAGUGCAUGAGUGCAGGUUCAGGUGCAAAGAGUUUUUUCGACCCUUUCCCUAGUCUUUCACCAUUCGCUAAAUAAUUUAAUCAAACCGAUUGGAGAUGAGACGAAGAAGGGCGGCGUGGAUACCGCUGGUGUUGUCUUUCGUCAUCACCGUUCAGGCUAUCCUUGCUGUUCCACAUCCGGGAAGGGCGGCUCAUUCGAGACUCGCUCAUCGUAAUGAUGGCAAGCAGGCCUUGAGGACGACAGAGGAGCAGAGAGAUCUCUUGGAUUUAUUUGUCAAUGGCCCCGUGAACUUGACCAUUGGUUCGACCACUUCAUCGAUCUCUUCUUCCUCUACGUCUUCAACUUCUUCUAUCACUUCGGAAACUCCCAGCAAGGUUUCUAGUUCUUCAACGUCUUCAGCCCCAGAUCUUGGCGCACCAACCUUUGCCCUUUCUUCAUCGACCUUGACAUCAUCGAGUACCUUGUCGUCGAAGACCGUCACGCCGUCUUCUUCAAUCAGCUCCUCGUCUGCUGCCAAUGCGGUCGCUGAAGUAUCAUCAUCAAAGGCCAGCUCUAGUACCUCGACUACU